Messenger RNA from Emiliania huxleyi CCMP1516, 165 nucleotides. RefSeq lists its product as hypothetical. Lineage: Eukaryota; Haptophyta; Isochrysidales; Noelaerhabdaceae. The annotation marks the transcript as partial. The record is from RefSeq and is a predicted model, not a curated record. The transcript has 2 exons.
GCGGAAAAGUCGGACCCCUUCCCGCUGGGCGCCGACAUCAAGUGGAAUUUUGCGAAGUUCUUAGGCGAGGUCAUCAGCCGCUUCGGGCCCCAGCAGUCUCCCCUCUCGUUCGAGGGCGAGAUCGCCGCCGCCCUCGACGCGUUGCCGGUCGAGGCCGCCGCCUGA